AUGGACAAUAAGCAGGGCUGGACGUCCGGCCCUCAAGUCCGAGGCACCUUUGACAUCCUCUGGACCUGCAUUUCUACUCUAGCGCUCUGUGUCUGGACAGCCGUCCAUCCAAAUAUAUCAUGUGUAUCUAGCGGCCGCCGUGCCUUCAUGGUCCGUCUAGGAAUGAUGGCCGUUGCGGUCGUCCUGCCUGAAAUCAUCAUAUCUGCAGCUUGGAGACAACUCAAAUCGGCGCAGUGGCUACGCGCCGAGAUAAACGCAUUACAUAUGCAGACUCAAAAGAAACGUCAGAAUGCGGAAGGCGGGAGCCUAAGCAAUGGUGUUCUUAGUGAGAAUGAAUUACUUCGCGAUCCGUUGCUGCCACCUUUGGACUUCGGAAAUGGCAAUACCACCACUCAACGUGUACCAGAUAGUCCGCAGCCGAAUACAAAUGCAAAUAAUGAUGCGUUAGAGACUGCCUCCACAAACGAUAGAACAGAUCCAAUACAGCUGCUCGAAUGGACAUCAGAGCAAGCCUUCUUCGCCGUCAUGGGCGGCUUCGCCAUCGAACUCGACUCCACCAACCCAUCCUCCUUACAAACCAAUACCCCCAACCCAGAAAAACACCUCCUCAGCACCGAAGGUAUUCUCCAGCUCGCAAAGCUAGGCCUUCUACCCAACAUCUCCACCUCCGAGAUCGAAGAACGUAGCAAAGCAGACCUCAUCGCCAAGCUGCUCGUCCUCUUACAAAUCACCUGGUUCGCACUCCAAGUCAUCGGCCGCCUCGCUGGGCACCUCCCCCUCACGCUCCUCGAAACACACACAGCCGUGCACGUGGCAUGUACAAUCCUCAUCUACCUGCUGUGGCUGAAGAAGCCGUACGACGUGCAGUCGUCCGUUGUACUGAGUCACCCCGACGUCAAGGACAUGGCGGCCCUGUUCAGAUUCUCGAGACUUCUGAAGGAGAAUCAUGCGAGGGCUGUGGAGAGGUUCCAGACUGCGAGAGUCGCGUAUUGGAGGGAUCGUGUGGUGCGAGCAAGUAAUAAUCUGCUCGAUUAUGAUCCCCCGCCUAUGCCGCCUGUUAGAGAGCCGUUGACGGCAGCAGUGGCUCGCUAUUGUGGACUUCUCCCAGACCAGCUCCCUCCAUCAAUGGUGCCAAGCUCCAGCUCCAGCUCCAAAUCCAAAGAACAACUGCUUACCAGUCUUGCUCCACAAGCGCAAAAAGCGAUCAACAUGGUCCGAAUUAAGGAAGGCCUCUCUAAGCGAGAUGUUGACUCCCAGAACUGGGACUUGCUGCGCGAGAAUUCAGAAAACUUCGCUAUCAGAGAAGUAUGGGGCAGUUGGAGCACCGACAUAGGACACGACAUGUCCAUUGAGAAAAGCCUCCAUUUCCUCUUCAACCUGCUCUACGGCGGCGGCCACCUCGCAGCCUGGGCGUCCUCCUCCUUCCCCACGCCCGUCGAGCAGUGGAUAUGGCGAGUAUCCGCCAUCGUGCUCACCCUGAUGCCGUUAUGGGGAUUGAUGUGGGUUGGGUGGUGGAAAGCAGUGAGAACGAAAUGGAAGAUUUUCUAUCCGGUUCGAAACGGGGAUUUGGAUAUUGUGGUUGCGCCGUUCUUUUUCUUGCUUAUGUUGGUGUAUGCUGUGGGGAGGAGCUUCCUGCUUGUUGAGUCGUUAAUUAGCCUUAGGAUGUUGCCGAAGGAGGCGUUCAAGACGGUGGAGUGGUCGGAGUAUCUGCCGCAUAUUUCAUGA
Cadophora gregata is the source of this 1725-nucleotide messenger RNA. RefSeq lists its product as uncharacterized. The coding region runs from base 1 to 1725 and encodes 574 amino acids. The transcript has a single exon. The record is from RefSeq and is a predicted model, not a curated record. Lineage: Eukaryota; Fungi; Ascomycota; Leotiomycetes; Helotiales; Ploettnerulaceae.